CUGAGCUCACCACAACUCAAACUGUCUGCCUGUCAGAGAUGUCUGUGUGCCGUUUUAUCUUGAUUUUCAUCUUUAUGUGGGGUGUUGAUGCAGAUGAAGUGAAGUCUGUGUCAGUGACGGAGGGAGAUUCUGUCACACUGUCCACUGAUGUUACUGAAACACUCACAGAUGACCAAAUACUUUGGAGGUUUGGACCUAAAAAUGCUCGCAUUGCCGAAAUCUAUCAUUGGAACCCCCCAAUAUAUGAUAAUAUUGAGAUAUUCAGAGACAGACUGAAGCUGGAAAAUGAAACUGGAUCUUUGAGAAUCACAAACAUCAGAAUCACAGACUCUGGAGUUUACAAACUACACAUCAUCAGAAGUACCGGAACCCUGUACAAGACAUUCACAGUUUUCGUCAAUCCUCGUCUGCCUGAUCCUGUCAUCAUCAGAAACUCUUCUCAAUGUUCUUCAUCAUCAGGAAGAUCUUCAGUGUCAAAAUGUGUGUUGUUGUGUUCAGUGAUGAAUGUGACACAUGUGAGUCUCUCCUGGUACAAAGGAAACAGUUUAUUGUCCAACAUCAGUGUGUCUGAUCACAAUAUCAAACUCUCUCUACCUCUGGAGGUGGAAUAUCAGGAUACAAACACAUACAGAUGUGUCAUCAACAACACCAUCUCAAACCACACACAACAUCUCAACAUCACUGAUGUCUGUCAGCCGUGUUCAGGUCUCACCUUUAUUCAUAAACUUGGGAUGUGUUGUGCGGCUCUCGGAACUCUGAAGAUUGUGUCUACACUUCUGAUCAUCUGCUUCUGCAGGAAACACAGACUGAAUGAACGAGAACACACGCAGUCCGUCUCAAAAUGACUUUUAAAGAUUGUAUACAGUUGUGUGAUGGACAGCUGAUCGAUCAUUGAAGAAUGUUAACCGGCAGCAGUAAAGUAUCAUCACAUUCAUUGUGUUUUUUCUUGUCAAGACAACAAACCGUAUUUCUAGUAUUUUGUUUUGAUCUGCGAAUGCAUGCGACACUCUUGGAGCUUUGUUUCAAGUACAACCCGGUGACUUCAAUUGUGUCGGAGUGCAAAGAGAUGUGGUCUCGUUCUGGUGGUGGACAUGACUGUGUGCUUGUCUAUUGAUGUUUUGUAGGUGCAUUUGUGUGUGUGUGUGUGUAUGAGUGGUGUGAAUAAAAUGGGUGUUGCAACUGU
Triplophysa dalaica is the source of this 1183-nucleotide messenger RNA. Its product is annotated as titin-like. The record is from RefSeq and is a predicted model, not a curated record. The transcript is spliced from 4 exons. Bases 39 to 845 code for a protein of 268 amino acids. NCBI's taxonomy places the organism in Eukaryota, Metazoa, Chordata, Actinopteri, Cypriniformes, Nemacheilidae.